AACCCGGGCACCACCAUACCCCCCUCCCCGCGUGUGUGGAUCUAUCCUCCAGAGCCCGGUGUCAGUGUAAAUGCGAGGCGGUGGUCGCUAGCGGAGGCGACAUGGGCGCGAUGGGGCUCCUGCUGGGGGGUUUGCACUGUGUGGGACUCUACAUCCAACUUAGUGUGUGUAUCAGUACUGCGACCGAGCUGCACAACCGCAUCUCCAACAACGCUUUCUUCACGGAGAUCCCUCAUGAUAUGACGGCGCAGACUGGUCAGGAUGUAGAGAUGGCCUGUUCGUUUCGGGGAUCGGGCUCCCCCUCCUACUCCUUGGAAAUCCAGUGGUGGUACAUCAGGGAUCACAGAGAGUGGAGCGACAAGGACACGUGGACCACCAACCAGGUGGCGCCUCAGGACGAGCUGUCGAAGGAUGCUACAAAGAUCAGUGUUGUGAAGGUGGCCGGCAGCAACAUCUCUCACAAACUGCGCCUGUCCAGCGUGAAGCCGUCCGACGAGGGAACGUACGAGUGCCACGUCAUCGACUUCAGCGACAGUCGGCCUCAACACCACCGCGUCCGCGCCUACCUGCAGGUGGAGCAGGACGGAGACGCCGCCGCCCCUCCUCACCAGCAGCCUCACAGACACCAAGCCGCCACUCACCACGGACACCACAAAACGGGCAGGGAGCUUCGGAAACGAGCCGCCGACGACAACACGGGCUGCACGGAGAGCUGCGCGCUCUAGGGUCUUCACCCGACGACCUGUACCGGUAUACGACGCGGUCCGGCGGUUUUUCCUCACAGAUACCUUCACACUAAUCGGUUUCUCGGUUCAGUUCCUCCACAGAUCCUAACAGAUCGUGUAUAUUAUUGUAUAAAGCAAACGUAAAUGUUUAUCAGAUCAGCCAGUGCAUGCUGCAAAGUGGUUCAUCCAUUUCUGUUAAAGAGUGAAGGACAGAUGGACAGACGGUGGACUGGUUUUGUUCAUUCUGAUCAUGAUUUUGAUUUUAAAUACAUUCCAUUACCGGCUAGUAAGGAAACUACAGUUUGUACAGAGGUGGUGAAAACAAAAGCUUAACAUUAAAACAUGCAAAAUGCAGAUUUUGUAACCACCACUUUUUAUUUGUAAAUAAAUCAGUUCAUUUUCAGUACCUGCUUCAGUUAAGCUGUAACAUCCUACCUGCCCUGCAGUCCAGCGGAAUCCGGUUGUUCCUGAUUUUGGAUCCAAACGGCACAAGGAAAACAUCUGAGUGACUUUGAAAGAGGGUGAAAAGGUCGAGGACCUUUUUUUUUUUCAAAUUUAUCAAAUGUACACCAAGAGAACCCCUACACAUCUAAAGGCUCUGUAAUAUUGUUGAUAAGAUUUUGCUGUCCUGGUUUGGCUCUGCUUGUCCCUAUAGGGUGAAAUGUCCAAAAUAAUCACCGCUGUUGAGACCUGGGUUUAAGGAAUCUUUACAGACCCACUUACCCUCAUUUGGGCUUCGUUUAUCACUUCAUUGCUGCAGCAACAGUGACCACUACUGUCUGUUUGAGGCUCUCGAACAAGAAGCAAAUGAAUACUUAGAUAUAGCCUGUUUCUCUGUAUGUGCUAAAAAUCUGCCGCUGUUUACGAUCUACUUUGA
Molecule: messenger RNA, 1602 nt
Organism: Trichomycterus rosablanca
Lineage: Eukaryota; Metazoa; Chordata; Actinopteri; Siluriformes; Trichomycteridae
Gene: vstm2la
Product: V-set and transmembrane domain-containing protein 2-like protein
Exons: 4
Coding region: 102-725 (207 amino acids)
Cellular component (GO): membrane
Source: RefSeq, a predicted model, not a curated record